AUGGGAAUGAGACUUAAAAAACUUACAUAAACCCUUGAAAGCAAACCUCCACAAUAGUACAAUUUCCCUAGAGGAGCUGAUCAAUUCGAAUAUUCGCCAGAUAGAUCAUAUAGUUCCUUAUAAGUAGAUGUGUACGAUCUCAACAGUCAAUUAAGACGCAUUCAUCGUAGAGUGCUAUCUUAAGUUGUAAUUCAAAAAGGGAAAUCAAAAGAAAAUAAAUUGAGCACUCUAUCUCCUCUGAAAGUAGAUUAGUUGGCAGUCACAAAAGCAAAACUUAAUUCAUAAAGAUUCUUUCUGAUGAAUUAAGUACGUAACAUUAAACCAAAGUAAAACAAAUUGUAGUCUUCGUUAGAGAAUGCAUACGGAUACGAUUGA
Messenger RNA from Paramecium tetraurelia, 375 nucleotides. RefSeq lists its product as uncharacterized. The record is from RefSeq and is a predicted model, not a curated record. NCBI's taxonomy places the organism in Eukaryota, Ciliophora, Oligohymenophorea, Peniculida, Parameciidae. The transcript has 2 exons.